AUGGGAAGAGUAAGGGCAGCGAUAUUAUACUGCGACGUCGGCUCCAUACCCUGUAUCAAGGGGAGGAUUAUCGAAGUUCGGAUCGCAUGCACACUAACGGAAGCAGAUAAAACCCGGGAGUUCAAGUUCUUUCUACUGGACAGAGGAGAAAAAGAUCUCUUUUUCUAUACUUACGGGAAUGAAAGCGUCGAAAGUCUUGCUAACUUAGCAGUUAAUCUCUGUCCUGAAUUAGGUGGUAAAGGAACUUUCAAGAGACAUGCUAUAAAAAUAGCCCCAUUUUUGAAGCUUCUUAUUUGGAUAGGAAUCAAGAAAGAAGGUGAAAAAAGCUUAGUUCAAGAAGAAGAAGAAGAAGAAAGAUCUUUGGUAGUGGGAGCUUAUACAUAUCUUCCGUAUUCAAGCUUAACUUUCACUGAUGUCUUUUUUUGUGUGAUUUCUCUGCAGGUUCCAUCUUAUAUAUCUAGAUCUGUAGCAGGAAGCUAUGACAAUGAAGCCGUAGCUAUAUUUGCAUUGAUCUUCACCUUUUAUUUAUAUAUAAAGGUUGUUUUGGGAACAUUAUUGGCAGCAUUGGUACCUGUUGUUGGCUUCAAUGCUGUCAUGACAUCAGAACACUUUGGUUCUUUUUGGGGCUGUGUUAGCAGUACUCGUAGCAUUGGUUGCAUCUAGCCCAACAAUGGGAUGGAGUGGACGAAGCUUGAGUUUGCUUGAUCCGUAAGUGUUUCUACUGCCCAACAGUUUUGUUUAAAGUCAUGUAAUAAAGAAAUAAAAUUACAAUAAUUUUUUUUAUUGUUAAAGGAAGUGGUGAUUGAUUAAUAAACCAAUCGCUAUAGCCUAUCACGAUUGGUUAUAUAUUAAUCGUCGUUACCAUCAAGGCAACAACAAGGAGACUUCUACCGAUUGAGAGCGAUUGGUGUAUGACCAAUUGCUUGGUUUUGAGGUUAAUAACGACUGAUUUACCAAUCGUUAUAGGGUCUCUUUACUAUUGAAAAUAAACCAUUUAUUUUUAAUUAACAUCUAUAGUAUUUAUUCUUAUUAAUUAUUAAUUAAUUGACAUUAACAAAUAAAUUCCCAUAACAUCAAUUCAGCCGA
Impatiens glandulifera is the source of this 1086-nucleotide messenger RNA. RefSeq lists its product as uncharacterized. The transcript has 6 exons. The coding region runs from base 1 to 663 and encodes 220 amino acids. Gene Ontology annotation, cellular component: membrane. Gene Ontology annotation, molecular function: oligosaccharyl transferase activity. Lineage: Eukaryota; Viridiplantae; Streptophyta; Magnoliopsida; Ericales; Balsaminaceae. The record is from RefSeq and is a predicted model, not a curated record.